This is a messenger RNA of Corticium candelabrum, 2077 nucleotides long. RefSeq names its product cilia- and flagella-associated protein 100-like. The record is from RefSeq and is a predicted model, not a curated record. Lineage: Eukaryota; Metazoa; Porifera; Homoscleromorpha; Homosclerophorida; Plakinidae. The transcript is spliced from 21 exons. Bases 111 to 1976 code for a protein of 621 amino acids.
UAGCAUUUAAUUUAUUAGCAAUUAUAAUUAUUUAACUCACUGUGCAUAAACGUACUGAUAGUACAAAUGCUUUGUUAAGUCAACUCAAAGUCUAAUAAACCUAAAGUUUUAUGUGCGCAUGCUCGGAACUCCAUAGCAACAGCGCAUCAUGUCUGAAGUCGAACGAGCUUCGUUUAGGACUGAAGACUCGAGACCUAUGUCUCAAACUUCGGGACGGAAUUGACGAACAAUCUCACGUUUCCGGUCACGUCACUCUGCCAUCGGCAACAUUGUUGCACUCAGCAUCGCAGGCAACGUCGACAGCACAAGCACCAACUCAACACGUUGCUAAGCAAACAAAACGGCGAGAAAAUCCGUUUAGAGUUCCACCUGAAAACGAUAUCUUCAAUUUGAGAGACCAAGAAAAAAUGAAAGAAAAAGAAGAACGCGUGCGUCAGCGACGUUUGAAGGUGCAUGAGAAGACGACAUACACACAGAGACUGAAUGCUAGAAGUGGAGCGUUGAGGAGAGCCGUGUACAGUCCAACAUUUACAGAUGAUGUUCAACAGAAGAAGAAGGAAGCAGCAGUGACAAGAGCGGAUCCUUCGUUUGUGAUAUCAACAACUAAAGAUCGUCACGUUGAGAAGGAAUCUCUGGCUGAUUAUAUAGCCAAGAAAAGGGAGAUGUUUCUUGUGGAGUAUGCACUGGGAGUGAAACGAGAUGAGAUGAAGAAAUUGGAGCAGCUUGCUCAGGAAGAAGAAGCAAAAUUAGAGCAAGCAGAGCAUCACCUUGAAGAGGAUGCCAUCAUGUUUGAUGAGUUUCUCAAGGAGAAUGAUAAAAACUCUGUUGAGGCAAUUAAACAAGCCGAACAAGAAACGAAAUUGAAGUUGGAGAAAGUUGCUGAGAUCAAGAAAUUGAAUGCGCAGAUUACGUCUUUGAAGAGUGAAAUCUCAAAGAAUGAAGAGCAGCUCCAGGAGUAUCGACAUUACAAGAUGUUCCUUGAACGUCUGGCACCUCAGGAGUGGCGUCAUGAACAGGAAGCAAAACGAGCUCAGAGACGGAAGGAUCUGCAGGUUGCAAAGAAAAUCAUUGAGAGAACGAGUUCAAGUCAAUUGGAUCGCACUUCGAGUCGCGUAAGCAUCGGCAGCAAAGAGAAGAAGUUGAUGAGAAACCUAUCUUCCCUCAGUCUUAAGAAGAUAGCAGUGAAACGAACACAAUCAGUCGCUCAAGACACUGACAGCCAAGUAUCAAUCGCAUCUCUAGCAGUCAGCGAAUCAGAAGAGGAAACAGAAGACGAGGAUUGUGAGCUGUACUUCAGUGAUCCACAACAAUUGUUGGAUAUUUUUACUGAGUUGGAGGAGCAGAACCUGAGUUUGAUACAGAACAGUCAGGAAACUGAAGAGGCACUGGAGGAUAUGCGUCAGACUAUCAAACAAACGGAAGAAAAAAUGAACUGGGAAACACAGGCUCUACAGAAUCAAAUUGAGAUGCUUGAAGCAGCAAUCAGACGAGAGAGUGAGAGAGCAACGGAGCUGGAGCUGAAAGCAAAGAUGUUUAACUUUGGAGAAUUCAAAGCAGAAGACCAGGAACAAAUGCUGGACGCUCUAAACAAGAAAGUAGGUGAAGUGUACAGAAACUGCAUCGGUGAAAACGAAGCAAACAUAAUGACUCUACACAUGCUGACAAGCAUUGAGAACAGAUUGGAAGAACUCUUUGAGCAGCUUGAUGUCUUGCCAUCUGAGAAAGUCGAGGCAGCAGAGAAGGCAAAAGAGAAGGAGAGAAGACAUCACGCAAUGGAAUUGAAGAAGGAAGAGGAGAGACUGAUGAGUGAGGAACGAGCGAGAAGAGCCUUGGCACGAGCAAGAGCAGAACCAAAGAAAAAGACUGGUAAAAAAUUGAUGGUCCGUUCAGAACCUCCUCAGGCAAAGAAACGAGAGCAGUCAAUGUCGGAAGCAAUGGACAAGGAACAAGAAGAGAUGCAAUACUACUUUUCAUAGCCACACCAUCCACACCAAUAGUCAAUAUUUACAUAGAAUUUUAAAAAUAAAGGUAAUAGAGUGCAAUAGGAUAUUAUAUUUGGAGUUGAUGCCUAUGCGCG